AUGAACCUCCUAUACUGGAGCCUCGGCUUCUUCCUCUCCAUCUCCUCCACCACGUAUGCCGCUGCGCCCAAGGAGACAGCAACCCCCGAGCCAUGUACAAUACGAUCACCCCACACCGGCUCCUUCUUCGACCUCAAUCCGCUACACAUACCCGACCCGAGGACAGUAAAGUCCAAGAAUGCGCGGGACUAUAGUUGGAACGCCACGGGAUGGGACAUGGGAUAUAACUUCACCAUGAACUUUUGCGGAGGCGUGGUGGAGCGGCUAGAGGAUUUUGGAGGUGUGGAAGGGGUGGAUAAAGAUUUGUGGAGGAAUGUCAGCGCAUACUACAGGCAAGGGGGGAAGGUGUACAGUAUAGGACAGCAGAACACGUCUCCUGUCAUCCGAGGCCGAAAGAUGGUGAUGAACUACACGAACGGCUCGCCCUGCCCUGAGCCACGGAAACGAGCAUACCUGGGAGACGAACUCGACACUCGAGAAAUCGUCGGCGAUGACAAGGACGACGACGAAAGCGACCGGCCAAAGGUGCCCGGCCGAACCAAAACAACGAUCAUCAGCAUGCUCUGCGACCGAGACCCACUGAUGCCCCAACUCACCCUCUCCUUCAUCGCAAGUCCGGACGAGUGCACAUACUUCUUCGAAGCACGAUCGUCAGCAGCUUGCGCCGGGAUCCAGCAAUCAACCCAAACACUCAGCCCAUCAGGAGUCUUCGGCGUGAUCAUGAUGAUUGCGAUCAUCGUGUACGUCGUCGGUGGUUGCGUCUACAGCCGCAUGGUGCUUAACCAGCGCGGAUGGAGACAGCUCCCGAACUACAGCCUGUGGGCCGGCAUAUUUGGGUUCUUCAAGGACAUUGUGAUCAUUGCAACUUCUUCGUGUGCUCGCUUCAUGCCUUCGAGAAGAGGGUAUAGCCGCGUGAAUGGCGACAUAGGGGGUAUGGGCUCCGGCAGGUCGGGCAGGGACAGCGAGUCUGCGAAUAGAUUGAUAGAUGAGCUGAAUGAGGAUUGGGAUGAUGAGUUUUGA
Messenger RNA from Saxophila tyrrhenica, 1020 nucleotides. RefSeq names its product Cation-independent mannose-6-phosphate receptor CI-MPR (gene MRL1). The transcript is spliced from 3 exons. The coding region runs from base 1 to 1020 and encodes 339 amino acids. Lineage: Eukaryota; Fungi; Ascomycota; Dothideomycetes; Mycosphaerellales; Extremaceae. The record is from RefSeq and is a predicted model, not a curated record.